AUGCAGGAGAAACCAGAAGAAGUUUCCGCACAAAAAGUGCCAGGCGACGUGGAGUCCCAAUGCCCCAAGGGGACCGUAUCUGGCGAGGCUGAGGCUUCAAGUUCCACUCAGUCGAAAUCAGAACCAGCCUUGCCGCCGUUGUCUGGUCACGAAUUUAAGCAAUACAACCGGUUGGCUGAGCAUAUGAAUUAUUUCCACGAACACUUCCGUCAGACAUGGAAUCUGCUCUACACCGCAGCCUCUUCCGGCCGCAGGCCAGCUGGGAUGAGCCUGAAGCAGUACAUCGAUCAAGGGCUGGAGUUCAUUUCUCAUCUCACAGCGCAUCACAACAUUGAGGAGACAUACAUAUUUCCUAUCCUAGCCCGUAAAAUGUCUGACUUCCAGAGCAACGGCAAGGGGAAGCGCGCUGCCGAGCUCCUCCAGCAGCACAAGGAAAUCCACAAGGGGAUGGAUUUGAUGCAGGAAUACCUGAGCAAAUGCCGAAAUCGGGAGCUCGACUUGGAGAUGUCGGUGUUGAAGGCUAAGAUGGACACCUGGGGUGGUGUCCUGUGGAAGCACCUCGACCAGGAGGUGGAGACGCUGGGGGCAGAGAACAUGCGCAAGUACUGGACGAUCGAGGAGAUUCGGAAGAUCCCGAUGUGA
Diaporthe amygdali is the source of this 642-nucleotide messenger RNA. RefSeq lists its product as uncharacterized. The record is from RefSeq and is a predicted model, not a curated record. The transcript has 2 exons. The coding region runs from base 1 to 642 and encodes 213 amino acids. Lineage: Eukaryota; Fungi; Ascomycota; Sordariomycetes; Diaporthales; Diaporthaceae.